Racocetra persica is the source of this 509-nucleotide messenger RNA. The record is from the annotation of a GenBank genome assembly. NCBI's taxonomy places the organism in Eukaryota, Fungi, Glomeromycota, Glomeromycetes, Diversisporales, Gigasporaceae.
AUUUAAUUACAAAGUUAUCCGAGGCUGAGGGUGUACUAGCGAAUCAUUAUUCCCAAUAUCGUUCACAUUUAAAAGAAAUUCGUGUUCGAGAAGACAAUAUGAGAGAACAACGGUUAAGAAGAGAAACUUUAUGGAGUAAAUUAGAAAAGGAAGAACGUAAGGCAAAUCCUUCUAAGCGUUCUGAAAAUGCUGAAAAGAGAAUUCAAGAUUAUCAGAAUGAAUUAGAUAAAUUAGACAAGGAUACUCUUGAGGCUGAGACAGCUGUAGCUGAUUUCAAACGCAAAGAAUUACAUACAGCAUUAACAGUUCAAUUUGAUGCAUUUCUCGAGUUUGGAGAAAAAUUGGUCAUUAUAAGUAAACAUUGCAAGAAAAUAAUUGACCAAAUUCCCCUGACUGAUACACGUCCUGGUGAACCAAGAGAACAAUAUCGAGGAAAGGGAAUUACAUCACAAGCUGUUGCUGACGCCAAGCAAGCACUAGAAAAUUGGGCACUACCACAAGCAAAUUCU